CCUUAACGGUGGACCAUUCUCAAUCAAUGCUAUUAUUAUUUUUCUCUAGAAACUAUUUCCCUUGGCUAUGCACGCUUGUGCUUUGCUCUACUCUCUUUGCCUUUGGCCGAAAGGUUGUCAACGAGAGUUUUUGGGUCACUAAAAACUCAACCAGGUUGAACGCUUCACUGGAGCAUUUUAAAUCACCGCUGACCCCCAAUUUUUUUUUUUUUCUUCAAUCGACACAAGCAAGCUGUCAAGCGAAAUCAUGAAGCCCAUGGCCAUGAAAGCAAGAACAAGCGUCUUCGAAAUAUAUAGAAUGGCGCAGAGGAGCUACACCAAUCAGCUCAUAUGCACAAGAGCCGCUUCUUCAAUGGCUCACAAACGUCCAACACAGGAGAAGCGGAAGCUGGUAUUCGACAAUCGAUCGCCUUCAUUACAAGAUUUUCUCGUUCAGGCAAAUGCAUCGCAAUCACUCGAGCCAUUAUCAGGCUCGGCUGUAUCCCCUGAUCAAAUACCUUAUCUCAAUGUCAUUGGCCCAAGCUUGGGUCGUGGUCGAAAAUUUUACAUAGAAGUUUAUGGAUGUCAGAUGAAUUUCAAUGAUACGGAGAUUCUCAACAGCAUCCUCACUAAUUCCGGUUAUGUGAGAACAUCAACCAUAGAGGACGCCAAUGUUGUGUUUUUAGUGACAUGUGCAAUUCGAGAAAAUGCAGAAACUCGUAUUUGGGAACGAUUGAAGUUCUUGCGGCAUUACCGAACAAAAGUGAACAAGGACCCACCGCCCAUGGUUGGCGUAUUAGGAUGCAUGGCAGAGCGAUUGAAAUCAAAGCUACUCGAACAAGACAGGCUGGUUGAUAUUGUGUGCGGUCCAGAUGCUUAUCGUUCUAUUCCCCAUCUUAUCUCGCUGGCCGAGACCAAGGACGGAGUGGCCAAUGUCAUGCUCUCUGCCGAUGAGACAUAUGCCGAUGUGAUGCCCAUGCGCUUGGAUAAGGAUAGCGUCAGUGGCUGGGUGUCUGUAAUGCGUGGCUGUAACAACAUGUGUAGUUUCUGCAUUGUUCCCUUUACAAGAGGUAACGAGCGAAGUCGACCCAUCGAAACCAUUCUUAAUGAGGUCAGAUAUCUCAACGAACAAGGUGUCAAAGAAGUUACACUGCUUGGCCAAAAUGUCAAUUCUUAUAGAGACACAUCGGAUACAACAGUAUAUGGCACCGACAUCGGUUCACAACUGAGUAAUUCCGGAUUUAACACCAUCUACAAACGUAAAGCUGGAGGAGUUCGGUUCACUGAGCUAUUGGACCGUGUCAGCUUAAUUAAUCCAGAAAUGCGUAUCCGGUUUACAUCGCCACAUCCAAAAGACUUUCCGGUGGAUCUAUUACAUUUAAUUUCUGAGCGACCUAAUAUUUGUAACUCGGUCCACAUGCCCAUCCAAUCUGGCAGCACCAGCAUGAUCGGUCGUAUGCGCCGUGGCUACUCGCGUGAAGCCUACUUAGAGCUCGUGGACACUAUGCGGAAAAUUAUACCCAACGUCUGGAUUAGCAGUGAUUUUAUUACCGGAUUUUGCGAUGAAACAGAAGAAGAGCAUCGGGACACUGUGACGUUGAUGGAAGAGGUCGGAUAUGACAUGGCCUUCAUGUUUGCCUACUCUAUGCGGGAGAAAACGCAUGCCCAUCGGAAAUAUACUGACAAUGUGCCUGACGACGUCAAAGCCCGUAGGUUGAAUGAGAUCAUUCAGACCUUCCACAGGGUUGCGCAAGGCAAAACCAAACUUUUGAUAGGAUCAGAACAGCAUGUGCUUGUAGACUCGGAUGUUCCCAAAGUGAAGAACGGUGUUACCACUGUGUUCAGCGGCCGUACCGAUGGUGGCCAUAAGGUCUUUUUGGAAGGAGAUGGCAGUGGAAUUCAAAAGGGCGACUAUGUAACCGUUAAGAUCCGAGAUGCCUCUAGCGUUAGUCUUCGCGGUCAAGUUGUGAAGAAGCAAUCCGUUGCGGAGUUUGCACGUUCCCAGAGGGACUGAAGUCAUACAAUCAAAAUAAAAAAUGUCUAAAUUUCUUGCCCUAGUCUAACAGAACUC
This is a messenger RNA of Umbelopsis ramanniana AG, 2050 nucleotides long. RefSeq lists its product as uncharacterized. The transcript has 5 exons. Gene Ontology annotation, molecular function: 4 iron, 4 sulfur cluster binding; tRNA-2-methylthio-N(6)-dimethylallyladenosine(37) synthase activity. Gene Ontology annotation, biological process: negative regulation of cyclin-dependent protein serine/threonine kinase activity; tRNA modification. Gene Ontology annotation, cellular component: cytosol; mitochondrion. The record is from RefSeq and is a predicted model, not a curated record. Lineage: Eukaryota; Fungi; Mucoromycota; Umbelopsidomycetes; Umbelopsidales; Umbelopsidaceae. The coding region runs from base 248 to 1993 and encodes 581 amino acids.